Messenger RNA from Daphnia carinata, 618 nucleotides. RefSeq lists its product as uncharacterized. The transcript has 3 exons. Bases 151 to 525 code for a protein of 124 amino acids. The record is from RefSeq and is a predicted model, not a curated record. NCBI's taxonomy places the organism in Eukaryota, Metazoa, Arthropoda, Branchiopoda, Diplostraca, Daphniidae.
AAAAAUCCAAAAACACUGGAUUUUUCAUUUGAGGACGAUGGAAUUCCGGAUGAGCUAAACCUUCAUGACGUAGUAACCGCUAAGCGCAGACACAUAGUCUGUUUCACUAACAAACAGGCGCGGCUAUUAAAAAAUGCUAAAAGAUGGUACAUGGAUGGAACAUUUAGCAUCAUCAAAAAACCAUUUAUGCAGAUGUCGACGAUACACGCUUUCAUUCGAUAUGGAAACGAAAAGAAAAUGGUUCCAUUAUGUUUUGUCCUCAUGUCUAGUAGGACUCAAAAGGACUACAUACGUGUGCUGAAACACAUAAAAACUGUAAUUCUUGGUAACAGUUACGCCAUGAAAGAAUGUGUCGUUGAUUUUGAGAAGUCAGUGUGGCUGGCUAUUGAAAAAGAGUUUGGUAUUGAUGUUAAAAUAUUUGGAUGUGGCUUCCAUUGGACCCAGUGUAUUUUUCGCCGCAUAAAAUCAUUGGGUUUAAUAAGAGCAUAUCGUACAGACAUGCGAAUUCGUGGGAUUUGCAAGUGAGUGUGAAUAUUUUUAUAUUUAUUGUGGAACUUAACAGAUGUAUUUACUAACUAUUGCAGGAAAAUGAUGUCUCUCCAUCUCCUUCCACAUGGA